Molecule: messenger RNA, 1703 nt
Organism: Aspergillus vadensis CBS 113365
Lineage: Eukaryota; Fungi; Ascomycota; Eurotiomycetes; Eurotiales; Aspergillaceae
Product: glycerol-3-phosphate dehydrogenase family protein
Exons: 3
Coding region: 365-1609 (414 amino acids)
Biological process (GO): carbohydrate metabolic process; glycerol-3-phosphate catabolic process
Cellular component (GO): cytosol; glycerol-3-phosphate dehydrogenase (FAD) complex; nucleus
Molecular function (GO): protein homodimerization activity; NAD binding; glycerol-3-phosphate dehydrogenase [NAD(P)+] activity
Source: RefSeq, a predicted model, not a curated record
AUGACCUCAUGGCGGUGGUUUCGGUACGGUCGGAGGUAUCCGUGGCAAACCAUGGAUAUGUACAGCGAUCAUCUAAGCCAGUGACAGUAGAGGCUGAGAGUUGGGCAGGGCCUUACAAUUUUCUUAUUGAUGGAUCCAGGGUGUCAGGCCUGUCAUCUUGAUUGGGGAGGAAAUGCAGGGCAUGAAUUCGCUGUGAACAGGGCGAUGACGUCCUUCUCACAUCAGAGUCCCGGACCGUCAGAACUCUCUCGUGCCAGCUAUUAUAACUAAAUGAUCAAAUGGCACCUCGACGGUCUUCAAUGUUGAUUUAAGAUCGCACAACUUUUCUUUCUUGAUCAAUUGCAUCAAGUUGGCACAUCUGAAGAUGCCUGAGCACACACGAAAGCACAAGGUGGCCGUGGUCGGUUCCGGUAACUGGGGAUCCACCAUCUCCAAGAUUGUCGCAGAAAACACUAAGGAACAUCCCGACCUUUUCGAGCCAGAGGUGCGCAUGUGGGUAUUUGAAGAGGAAAUCGAGGUUCCAGAAUCCUCCAAGCACCACAAGAAACUAGGCGGCCAGAAGCGUAAAUUGACUGAGGUCAUCAAUGAGGUCCACGAGAAUGUCAAGUACCUGCCGGACAUUGCCCUUCCUGACAACGUCGUAGCCGACCCAGACAUCAAGUCGGCCGUCAAGGAUGCUACCUUACUCAUCUUCAACCUUCCCCAUCAGUUUAUCGGCAAGACCCUCGAUGGUGUUGUCGGGCACCAUCUCCCCUAUGCGAGAGGUAUCUCUUGUAUCAAGGGCGUCGAUGUGUCAGACGGAACCGUGACUCUCCACUCCGAACUCAUCAUGGAGCGACUCGGUAUCUACUGCGGUGCCUUGUCCGGCGCCAACAUCGCUCCAGAAGUAGCGGCGGAGAAGUUUUGUGAGACGACCAUCGGUUACGACACCCCUCCGAUGGAUGCGAAUGAGCGUAAUGGGUCGCCGAAGGAUAACUUGAUCAAGAUUGAUGAGCAGCGGCAACAUAAGACCAAACCUACGCAUGUCAAGCUACACCCGGUACCAAAGGAUCUCCCUGCAGUCGAUGCCGAGCUGUGGGAGACUCUGUUUGCCCGCCCAUAUUUCCAUGUCAAUCACGUUCGCGACGUUGCCGGAGUGGCUCUAGGAGGUGCCCUGAAAAACAUUAUAGCUUUAGCAUCGGGCUUUGUUGCAGGAAAAGGCUGGGGAGAAAAUGCCAAGGCAGCAAUUAUGCGUGUCGGCAUCCUGGAGAUGAUUAAGUUUGGUCGGACGUGGUUUCCCAAGUCUGUGGAUGAGAGGACCUUUACUGAGGAGAGCGCGGGUCUAGCGGACGUGAUUUCCUCGUGUAGCGGUGGGCGGAACUUCCGGUCAGCCUGUCAUGCAGUCGAGCAGGGGGUCAGCGUCAAUGAAAUCGAACAGAAGGAGCUCAACGGCCAGAAGUUGCAGGGGACUUCGACGGCUUACGCUGUUUAUGACUUUCUCUCGAAGCACGACCAGCUAAAGGACUUUCCGUUGUUUGUUGCAGUUCAUGACAUCCUCGAAGGAAAGUCUACUGUUGAUGACCUGCCGGCACUGCUAGAUGGGAAGAAGAAAAAGAAGAAGAGCGCCUGAGGGUGCGUGAUCCCGCUCAAUGGUUUCCGAACCUAGAUAAUGAGACAUGACACGUUGCUAGAAUAUCAAAUGCUAGUCAAUAGAUGAAUAAGAG